This is a messenger RNA of Pomacea canaliculata, 1944 nucleotides long. Its product is annotated as sorbitol dehydrogenase-like. The record is from RefSeq and is a predicted model, not a curated record. The coding region runs from base 140 to 1216 and encodes 358 amino acids. Gene Ontology annotation, biological process: D-sorbitol catabolic process. NCBI's taxonomy places the organism in Eukaryota, Metazoa, Mollusca, Gastropoda, Architaenioglossa, Ampullariidae. The transcript is spliced from 8 exons. Gene Ontology annotation, molecular function: zinc ion binding; L-iditol 2-dehydrogenase (NAD+) activity.
AUGAGGAGAGGUGUCACGUGGGCUAACCUGAGCCUGUCUGUGUGUUUUUGUACAGUUCAGCUGUCUAUACACGACACACACUCUGUAAUUGUCUCCUUCCUGCCGUCUGUAACUGUGGUGAGAAGAGCCUCCAGGACAAAUGGACACUAAUUUAGCCGCCGUGAUUUAUGGGCCUGGGGACCUACGAAUGGAGGAGUAUCCGGUUCGCAACCCAGGACCUGGAGAGGUGCAGCUGUCCAUACGCUGUUGCGGCCUGUGUAGGACAGAUGUCCACUUUCGAGACUUUGGGUCAGUGGGCCAUCACAAAGUGGGAAGUCCCUCAGUUCUUGGUCACGAGAUAAGUGGAGUGGUCAAUAAACUUGGUCAAGGAAUUGUCCAUCUCAAGGAAGGCGACCCGGUGACCGUGGACAACGUGGUGUGUUGCGGUCAGUGCAGGCAGUGCCGGCGAGGGAGGCAAAAUCUGUGCGAAGUCCAACACAUGGUUGGCAUCCCUCCCAACGAUGGAGGACUGAUGCGGUGUCUGACACUCCCAGCUCGCAACGUCUACCGACUGCCACAAACAGCUGACUUUGAGGAGGGCGCCAUGAUGGAGCCCCUGUCGGUGGCUGUCCACGCUGUCAACAGAGCAGCAGUUGGCCUCGGUGACCUCGUUGUGGUGCUGGGGGCAGGUCCCAUCGGUCUUCUGGCCCUCCAGGUGUCACGUGCACGAGGCGCAGCACAUGUCUGCGUGACAGAUGUGAACAACGAGAGACUAAAGCUUGCACUCAAGUUGGGGGCCAGUUGCAUUGUACAGUUGGAAAGCGUUGAGACCGAUGCCCAAGUAGCUGCGCGGAAAGUCCAGGAGACUUUAGGAGAGGCCCCGGAUGUGGCCUUAGAAUGUUCUGGAGCAGCCUUCUGUCUGCAGACUGCGAUUUUGGCCGUGAGAAUGGGGGGAGUGGUGGCAGCCGUCGGCUUUGGACCUGAAAGUGUCGACAUUCCUGUAAUGGAGGCGGUGGUGAGAGAAGUGGAUAUCCGGGGCUGCGUAGCUAAUAACAACUGCUUUGCAGCCUGCGUAUCCAUGCUGGAAAAUUCACAGGUGAAGAUCAAGCCCAUUAUCUCUCAUCGUUUCCCUCUUGAAGAAGUACCGCAUGCUCUGGAUGUCGUCAGAAAGAGACAAGGGUUAAAAGUCAUCGUCAACUGUGGAAGAGACCUCGUCAACGGUCCACAGACGCCUUAGUCUAACAUUAUUUUUAGGUUCAUACACGCAGCACAUGCUUAUUUAUUUAUGUACCUGUAAAAUCACCUGUCUCUCGAAAUGGGCCAAUGGCCUAAUGAAUAUAUUUCUUUCUUUUUAUUUUCUUAAAUGACAUGCACGAUUUCUAAUAUUCAAAGUUUGAAAAAACCUUUUUUUCUCUUUCGUUUGUAGUUUCAAGAAAAGCACAAAUAAUCUCUGGUGAAAGCUGUUAACUAAAUGCAAUCAUUCUCACAGCUUGAUUAUGUCAGCAGCACUUCAAGGAGACACGAGACCAAGCCUGGUUUAUGAUCGUCCAUAAUUUUCCAGGCAGCACUGAAGUAUUCAGACAUGUGCAAAAGUAACUCCUGCCAGGAAGAGGAUGGUGGAGGGAUAUGUAAUUUGGCGAGAAACUCUGUGUAUGAGGCUAAACCUCAAAAAAGUCGCAACACCACAACAAAGCAAAUACUUUCUUGUACAAGCGAACUAUGUAUCAACGAAUUCUUACUUUUAUUAUAAUCUUUGUUAAAGAAUAUUUGUCUUGUUUUUAGACUGGUUAGUAAAAUUAUUUUAUUGAGAGGUAAUCAGUAUUCCAAUAUAGCCGAGGGUGUUGGGCUGUGUUGUUGUCCUUGAUUAGUGAUUAAUUAAAUACAGUUUGAACUUGUUUUCAUAAAAAUUCCGAUACACUGUAAACCAGAAAAAUAUUUUUACACAAAAUAAACAAAAUUUUGGAA